This is a messenger RNA of Tricharina praecox, 1232 nucleotides long. RefSeq names its product nucleotide hydrolase-domain-containing protein. Gene Ontology annotation, cellular component: mRNA cleavage factor complex. Gene Ontology annotation, molecular function: mRNA binding. Bases 122 to 919 code for a protein of 265 amino acids. The record is from RefSeq and is a predicted model, not a curated record. The transcript has 4 exons. NCBI's taxonomy places the organism in Eukaryota, Fungi, Ascomycota, Pezizomycetes, Pezizales, Pyronemataceae.
CGAUUCGACUCGACAGACACCAUUACCAUCUGUUCAGCUCAUCUAGCCCAACCUCAACCACUCCUUUACCUCCACGACCAUCUACCAGCUCCGCCAGCGAUAGGUGACACUCACUGCAACAAUGACGACGAUAACUCCGCAAGCGACGCAAUCGUCUAAGCCCCCAAUCCUUCCCGCCAACUUCUCUGGAAACCAGCCGAAAACAAUCCGUCUCUACCCUCUGAGCAACUACACGUUCGGCACGAAAGAGAACCAGCCAGAAGAGGAUCCCUCGGUGCUCGCGAGGCUUCACCGCCUACAGGAACACUACGAGCAGCAUGGAAUGCGCCGGACUUGUGAGGGUGUGCUGGUUUGCCAUGAACACUCGCACCCGCAUAUUCUGAUGCUGCAGAUUGCCAAUGCUUUCUUCAAGCUGCCCGGCGAUUACCUCCACCACCACGAAGGCGAGCUCGAAGGAUUCAAGAACCGACUCAACGAGAGACUAGCGCCGGUGGGCUCCCAGUUCUCUGGUGAGGGUGUAAACGACGAGUGGGAGAUUGGUGACACACUGGCCCAGUGGUGGCGCCCGAACUUCGAGACAUUCAUGUACCCGUUCAUUCCAGCACAUGUGACGCGCCCGAAGGAGUGCAAGAAGCUGUAUUUCAUUCAGCUUCCCAGGACGAAGGUGCUCUCGGUUCCCAAGAACAUGAAACUCCUGGCUGUCCCCCUCUUCGAGCUCUACGACAACACCGCUAGAUACGGACCACAACUCAGUGCAAUCCCUCACCUUCUGAGCCGCUACAAUUUCGAAUUCGUCGAUGAGAACGGCAACGUCGUGGCGGUCACCCCCGGUGGCCAAGGCAGCGGCGAGGGAGAAGUACCACAGACGAAGGUGUUGGCUGGAGGUGAAAAUGGCGACACCAAGGUUGAGAAUAGCUAGGUGCAGCCAAAACCUGAGGAUGGAGUCAAGCCCGAGGAGGUUGCUGUGAAAGUGGAGGAGCACGAUGAUGGCGAUGAGAAAGAGAAGGUGGGCGAGGUUGUUGACGAGGAGGACGAUGGGAAGGAAAUGGAUUUGUUUUGGGCGGAGUUGUAUAAAUAAUUACGGAAUACGCAGAGACGGAGAUACUAUUACUACUACUAUCUACUGCGAAUACACAUCACUGUACACAUCACCGUACACCAAAAGCUGUAGGAAAUCGUGAUGCUGCUGCCCAGCAGCUCCAGCUAUUGUCCGAUAACGUAAGAUAGAGUAG